This is a messenger RNA of Nothobranchius furzeri (turquoise killifish), 1972 nucleotides long. RefSeq names its product ELOVL fatty acid elongase 8a (gene elovl8a). Gene Ontology annotation, cellular component: endoplasmic reticulum membrane. Gene Ontology annotation, molecular function: fatty acid elongase activity. Lineage: Eukaryota; Metazoa; Chordata; Actinopteri; Cyprinodontiformes; Nothobranchiidae. Gene Ontology annotation, biological process: fatty acid elongation, saturated fatty acid; fatty acid elongation, polyunsaturated fatty acid; sphingolipid biosynthetic process. The record is from RefSeq and is a predicted model, not a curated record.
UGCACUCAUGAGUCAAGGAUAGGUUAUUCUGCCCAUGUGUUUCCAUCUCAGGGUAACAACGCUGUCACCGUGUGGCAGAAAGUCCAAUUAUUCUACCGAGGUAUUCUGGAGAGCGGGGACAAAAGGACGGAUGAGUGGCCGCUGGUCUACUCCCCAGUGCCGAUUACCUGUAUGCUCCUUUGCUACCUGAUCAUUAUAUGUGUGGGGCCAAAGCUCAUGGCGAAGAGGUAGCCGUUCAACCUCAAGCCUGUCCUGAUUGUUUACAACUUUACCAUGGUCUGCCUGUCUGCCUACAUGUUCUACGAGUUCACAGCCUCUUCUUGGCUGUCCAGAUACAGUUUACUUUUCCAACCUGUCGACUACAGCGACAGCCCACUGGCCAUGAGGAUGGCCAGAGUGUGCUGGUGGUUCUACCUCUCCAAAGUCGUUGAACUCAGUGACACUAUAUUUUUCAUUCUGAGUAAGAAGAAUGGUCAGCUGACGUUCCUUCAUGUGUACCACCAUGCAAAUAACUGGUGGGCUGGAGUUAAAUAUGUGGCUGGGGGCCAAUGGGAGUCCAUCAAACUAGUCUAAUAGAUUAUUGUUGUUUGUCUGCAGCUUUCGUAUCUGUAUUAUGGGCUGGUAGCCCUGGGGCUGAGUAAACACUUGUGGUGGAAACGACACCUCACCUCCCUGCAGUUGGUGAGUUUGAUCCUCUGAAUCAGGGUUGUUGAAACUAUUUUGGUGUAAAUGCAGGCCAGUGAGUUUUCCUGAGUAGAAGAUUGCAAGGCCAAGUGCAAUUAUGAGUUUUGAUCAAAAUAACUUUUAAUAAGGGCUGCAUAGUGGAGCCGUAGUUAGCACUGUUGUCUUUGGUUCAAGUCUCAGUUGCAUCCUUUCUAUGUCAGUUUGCAUGGAUUUCUUCAGCUACUCCGGUUCCUUCCCACAAUCCAAAAGCAUCCACGUUAAGUUAGUUGGCGGUUCUAAAUUUACCUGCCUCCUGCAUGUUGGCCUCUGGGAAAGGCUCCAGUGCACCACCAUGUAAGUUUGCUAGGUAAAUUAAAUAGAUUUAGGACUUUGACUUGGAAAUUUUCAGUUUUUAUUACUUGGCACGAGGCAAAUUUAAAAAAAAAGUCAAGACGUACCCACAGAUGAUUCCAUGAAACUUUGCAUUGUAAUGCACUGAACACAGUCAAUGCUCCACUUCUUCUAGAUAAGUCUCUUAGCAGCUUGUGUUGCAGUCAGUUAGUCAGUCUUUAGUCUCACAUGUCCAUAAUAUUCACAGCAUUCAGGCUAGAUGAGAUUAACAUGGAGACCUCCUGGUUGGAUUGUCAUUGUUUUGACUGACUGCGUGCAGACAGAUUAACAGCACUGAUGCUCCUUCUCUAACCACAGGGCCAUCUGCUUUUGACUUUCAAAAUAAAACAAUGCAACAGAGUGGUCCUUUGUAAUAAAAAUUCACAUGUCUGUCUGCAGCAACACAGUUUACGAUCAAUUUUACUCAUGCAUUUCUCUCUACAGAUGGCUGUUUAAUAGUUUACAUCACCUGCCUUUGUUUACCUGUUAUUGUAUUUCCCAUUUUCUUGAUAUUAAAAAAUAUAAAAGUGCAAUUUAAUAUAAUUUCUUCCUUUUCGCCUUUUUUCUAAGUUGCAGUUUUUCAUAGUCACCAUCCACACCACCUACACCUUUUCCUGAGGUGAACUUGAGGAAGGAACCAAUGUUUAUUAGGGGCAGCAGUAGCUCAACAGGUUGAGCGGGUUGUCCAGUAAUCGGAAGAUUGCAGGUUUGAUCCCGGCUCCGGACAGAGAUUGCUGCUGUUGUGUCCUUGGGCAAGACACUUAACCCACCUUGCCUGCUGGUGGUGGUCAGAGGGACCGGUGGCGUCUGUGCUCGGCAGCCUCGCCUCUGUCAGUGCACCCCAGGGCAGCUGUGGCUACAUCGUAGCUCAUCCCCACCAGCGUGUGAAUGAGCGUGUGAAUGGAUGAAUGAUACACUG